AUGCCUCCGCAGAGGGGCCCCAAGGCGCCGGCCACCAGGAAGCUGCGCAACCUGCUGUCUUUCGGCAAGUCGGCCAAGGGUUCGCGCACGGUCGAGUUCGCCGAAUCCCCGAUACCGGACCUGUCGGCCGCUGCGUUGGCGGCGCAGCACCAACUGGCCGUCUCGGCUUUCCUGGCCAUCGCCCACAGGAGCGUGUCCGAGACAUCGGCCGUCGCUGCCGUAGCGGUGCAGCAGCCCGAGAUCAAGAUGGGCAUCACGCGUGCCCAGACUUGCCCCAACCUGUCGGCCCUGACGACCCACCACGUCAACCUGGCGGCGAAAAAGGUGUCGGAUAGCAUCCUCCAGCCGCGACCCGUCAUCCGCGUCCGCACCGGGGGCACCACUGCUCCGUUGCGACUCCCAGCCCCUAUCGAGGACGAGGAGGAGAAGCAGGAGAUGGUAGUGUCACCAGAGGAGGACCCACAGUCAGCCGAGGCCUUUGUGGACGAGGUGAGCCCGAUCGGGUCAGGAGCCUGGAGUAUCUUCCGUAGCCCCUGGUCCUUCGCGCCCAAGGCGACGAUCCCAGAGGAUUGUCAGACCAUCUCUUCCUCUAGGGCCACAGUAGGGAGGAAGGACAGUGUCGGGGGAGAGGGGGCGACUGAAAAGAGCGAGGACGGACUGUGCGAGAGUCCCACGGCGCUCACGCCAGAGCCGAACAAUUCCAUGAUUCCAUUCAUCGGCAGCUUCGGCACCCUGUCAAGCCUGUCCACCUUCUCCAAGCCGUCGAGGCACCACAGUCGCGCCGGCAGCGGAACGCGCCUCCACACGCCCGAGUCUUUGACGGGGAGCAGCAGCAGCAGCAGCAGCAGGCACACGGCCAACAGCUCUGUGUCUGGGCGGAGCAUCCGCGCCAUCACCAGCGAGGUCAACCUCAACCGGCGGUUUGACCCGGCCUUGCGACACACGGUGCCGUUCUGGUACAUCAAGAAGCCCGCGGCCAGCACCGAGGACGAGAGCGGGGCGCUCGAGAUGCCGUUCCAGGCGCUGUGCCGUAAUUGCCAGCACAUUGAUGUGGACGCGCUGUUCCGGCAGAGCGAGAGCGAUGCCGUGCCGCCGCCGCGCGACUUUAUCGCCAUGGGCACGCUGCUCAACUUGAUGACGCGCACAAACUGCCGCCUAUGUCAGCUGGUGGCUCGCAUCAUCGCCCACGACGCCAGCUCCGACAUACCCGCCAACCUAAGCGAUGAGGAGCGGUCGACGCGACAGAUGAGCACCUUGGUCGGGCUCCUGGACGAGACAUACUAUCUGUGUCCUGUGCGGCUCCCCACGGCGCGCAACUCGCCCGAGCUGUUCUUCUUCUCAAGCGAGGACGUCCGGGCGGGGUCGUGGCCACGGCGCAGCAUGGCCAUCCGUCCCAUCGGCACAGGCGCCGACGAGUCUGCCGACGGGCAGCAGCAGUCCCCUCCCUUCACGACCGGGUGUUCUGGCCGAUUGCUAAGGAGCCCGAGCGAGAUGGACCUUGACUGGGUACGCGACCGACUUCGGGCGUGCGAGCAGUGUAGCAGCAGCAGCAGCAGCAGCAGAACAAUGACUGCAAAUAAGCAGCAGCAGCAGCACCCCGUGCGGGUCAUCGAUGUGCAAAACAUGUGCCUCGUCGACCUGCACGAAGACGACCGUUACGUGGCGCUCAGCUACGUGUGCGGGACGGCUGCGCAGGGGUCAAUGCUGCUCCUCGGGGCGUCCAGCGAGCGGGCGCUUCGGCAUCCGAAGGGCCUGCUGCACUUCUGGGACACGGUGCCGCGCACGAUCCAGGACGCCGUUAAGCUGGUACGCGAGAUCGGCGAGCGCCACCUUUGGGUCGACGCGCUCUGCAUCAUGCACGACGACCCGGCCGACGUUGAAGCGCAGAUCGCGGGCAUGGGCAGCGUCUUCGGCGGCAGCGCACUGACUAUUUGCGCCUGCUGCGGCGAUGAUGCCACCCAUGGACUGCCUGGCGUGGAGCCUGGAACCCGAAAGCAUACGCGGCAGGUCGUCGAGAUGGUGGGCAGGCACAUGAUUGGAAAUGUCAUGUCGAGCCCGCACCAUUCCAAUGCACGGACUGCCGAGCCAUCGGUGACGGGGAAGGGUGAAGAGGACGAAAGGGACGAGAAGGGCGAGAAAGAUGGCAGCACCGUCAGCGGCAACGAGACCGGGUGCGGCCAGAGCCAGUGGGACAGGCGGGCAUGGACACUACAGGAGCAGGUCCUGUCGCCCAGAAGGCUGCUUGUGACGGACGAGUGUCUCACCUGGUGCUGCCCGCACGGACAGACGGUCGAGGAUGAGAACGGCCCGUGUUGCGGAGGGGGUGGUGACGAUAGCGGCAGCGCGGGGCCUGCAGGGGAGGAACAGCCGAUACACAUGCUGGACCAGGUCAUGUUUGCGUGCAGCCUAGGGCUUAAACCAGCCCUAGACCCGCGGCCCAGCAACAUGGAAGUGUACGCGCGUGUGGUGUCGACCUACACGGCACGCGACCUCGGCGACGCGAGGGACGCCGAGCGCGCCGUCAUGGGCCUACUACGGCACCUGGAACCAGCCUUCAGGGGUCCCUUCACCGGUGGGCUGCCCGAGACAGAGCUCGGAGCGGCGCUCAUGUGGUGCCCACUGGGCAACACGCUGCGGCGCCUCGACCCGGUGUCGGGUGAGCCCAUCUUCCCAAGCUGGAGCUGGCUGGGCUGGACGGGGCAGGCGGCGUACCCCUGGCUCGAGGGGCGCGUAAUGCCCAUGUCGGAGGAGGCGGGCUCGCCGCUGCUGUGGCGUAACAUGGCGCCCGUGGUCGAGGACGUGCACGACGCGUGGUUCACGGGGGCCGACCUGCGGCUUAAUGGGCAGCCGCACCCCAACCAUGGCUGCGACGGGAGGUGGCACCUGAACGAGGAGGACGGGUGGACUUAUAACGAUGCGGAAACCGAGAACGAGACGCAUGACAACUGCGACGGGGGCCGCACUGGCGGCAGGUGGCUGAACCCGGUACAUCCCCCAGCCGGCGAUGGCGACAGCAGAAUCCAUCAGUACUUUUCGCCAAAGCACCCGCACCGACUGCACUUCCGGACGCUGUCGGCGAGCUUCACGCUGGAGAAUAAAGUCCGCACCCGAACGUCACUACAGGCGACUGCUGGCGACGCAAAUCAGCCGCAGCAGCAGCCGGUGCACGUUGUUCGCGUCCUCAACGAGCGCGGGUUCGCCGCGGGCUACAUAUACGCGGGGGCGGCAGGGGCUCAGGACAAGACGUGGACGCCGUCGGCGGGGGCGCGCCGCGAGUUUGUGGUGCUGUCACGGGCCAGCACGCGCGCGGACCCGCGGGUCGGGCAGGAGCUGCUACACGCGACGCCGCUGGGCGAGGUUGGCAGCGUCUACUCGAUGGAGUCGCUAGUGGGCGGCGUACCCCGACGGAGGGCGCGGAGGAGGGGGAGCGGCUCCGACGAAGAGCACCACGACGAGGCGGGGCAGUUCGACACGCGGCUGUACGAUGGCAGCACACCGUGGGGGCUGUUCAACGUCAUGAUGAUUGAGAGGAAGAAGAAGAGGUCUAACAAUGAAGGCGAGGAGUUUGAGGAGGUGGCCGAGCGCGUGGCCGUCGGGAGGAUACACGUGGCGGCCUUUAUGGAAGCGGUGCCGGUGGAAAAGUACGUUGUGCUAGAGUAG
Molecule: messenger RNA, 3660 nt
Organism: Gaeumannomyces tritici R3-111a-1
Lineage: Eukaryota; Fungi; Ascomycota; Sordariomycetes; Magnaporthales; Magnaporthaceae
Exons: 1
Coding region: 1-3660 (1219 amino acids)
Source: RefSeq, a predicted model, not a curated record